This is a messenger RNA of Manis pentadactyla (Chinese pangolin), 2322 nucleotides long. RefSeq names its product G protein-coupled receptor kinase 2 (gene GRK2). The transcript is spliced from 21 exons. The coding region runs from base 203 to 2269 and encodes 688 amino acids. Gene Ontology annotation, molecular function: G protein-coupled receptor binding; ATP binding; G protein-coupled receptor kinase activity. Lineage: Eukaryota; Metazoa; Chordata; Mammalia; Pholidota; Manidae. Gene Ontology annotation, biological process: protein phosphorylation; regulation of the force of heart contraction; G protein-coupled receptor signaling pathway. The record is from RefSeq and is a predicted model, not a curated record.
CGGCGGGAGCGGAGCGAGCCGGGGCCGGGCCCGAGCCGGCGCCAUGGGGCGGCGGCGCCUGUGAGCCGCGGCGAGCGAGCCGCGGGCGCCGAGGGGGCGAGCGGGCAGCGGCGCCCGAGGCCGACGGAGCGGCCGGGCCGAGGCGCCGAGCCGAGCGGAGCGGAGCCGAGCGGCGGGAGAGGCCGCCGCCGCCGCCGCCAAGAUGGCGGACCUGGAGGCGGUGCUGGCCGACGUGAGCUACCUGAUGGCCAUGGAGAAGAGCAAGGCCACGCCGGCCGCGCGCGCCAGCAAGAAGAUCCUGCUGCCCGAGCCCAGCAUCCGCAGCGUCAUGCAGAAGUACUUGGAAGACCGGGGCGAGGUGACCUUUGAGAAGAUCUUCUCCCAGAAGCUGGGGUACCUGCUCUUCCGGGACUUCUGCCUGAAGCACCUGGAGGAGGCCAAGCCCCUGGUGGAGUUCUACGAGGAGAUUAAGAAAUACGAGAAGCUGGAGACAGAGGGGGAGCGCCUGGCGCGCAGCCGGGACGUCUUCGACACCUACAUCAUGAAGGAGCUGCUGGCCUGCUCGCAUCCCUUCUCAAAAAGUGCCAUUGAGCAUGUCCAGGGCCACCUGGUGAAGAAGCAGGUGCCUCCGGAUCUCUUCCAGCCAUACAUCGAAGAGAUUUGUCAGAACCUCCGAGGGGAUGUGUUCCAGAAAUUCAUCGAGAGUGACAAGUUCACACGAUUUUGCCAGUGGAAGAACGUGGAGCUCAACAUCCACCUGACCAUGAACGACUUCAGUGUGCACCGCAUCAUUGGGCGAGGGGGCUUCGGAGAGGUCUACGGGUGCCGGAAGGCCGACACGGGAAAGAUGUAUGCCAUGAAGUGUCUGGACAAGAAGCGCAUCAAGAUGAAGCAGGGGGAGACCCUGGCCCUGAACGAGCGCAUCAUGCUCUCCCUCGUCAGCACCGGGGACUGCCCAUUCAUCGUCUGCAUGUCAUACGCGUUUCACACUCCGGACAAGCUCAGCUUCAUCCUUGAUCUCAUGAACGGCGGGGACCUGCACUACCACCUGUCCCAGCACGGGGUCUUCUCCGAGGCCGACAUGCGCUUCUACGCAGCCGAGAUCAUCCUGGGCCUGGAACACAUGCACAACCGUUUUGUCGUCUACCGGGACCUGAAGCCCGCCAAUAUCCUGUUGGACGAGCAUGGCCACGUGCGCAUCUCUGACCUGGGCCUGGCCUGCGACUUCUCCAAGAAGAAGCCCCACGCCAGUGUGGGCACCCACGGGUACAUGGCCCCCGAGGUUCUGCAGAAGGGUGUGGCCUACGACAGCAGUGCCGACUGGUUCUCCCUGGGCUGCAUGCUCUUCAAAUUGCUGAGGGGGCAUAGCCCCUUCCGGCAGCACAAGACCAAAGAUAAGCAUGAGAUUGAUCGCAUGACACUGACCAUGGCCGUGGAGCUGCCCGACUCCUUCUCUCCCGACCUCCGCUCCCUGUUGGAGGGGCUGCUGCAGAGGGAUGUCAACCGGAGACUGGGCUGCCUGGGCCGAGGGGCCCAGGAGGUGAAGGAAAGCCCCUUUUUCCGCUCCCUGGACUGGCAGAUGGUCUUCUUGCAGAAGUACCCUCCCCCACUGAUCCCCCCGCGAGGGGAGGUGAAUGCGGCCGACGCCUUCGACAUUGGGUCCUUUGAUGAGGAGGACACAAAAGGAAUCAAGUUACUGGACAGCGACCAGGAGCUCUACCGAAACUUUCCCCUCACCAUCUCGGAGCGGUGGCAGCAGGAGGUGGCAGAGACGGUCUUCGACACGAUCAAUGCUGAGACGGACCGGCUGGAGACCCGCAAGAAAACCAAAAACAAGCAGCUGGGCCACGAGGAAGACUAUGCCCUGGGCAAGGACUGCAUCAUGCACGGCUACAUGGCCAAGAUGGGCAACCCCUUCCUGACCCAGUGGCAACGGCGGUACUUCUACCUGUUCCCCAACCGGCUCGAGUGGCGGGGCGAGGGCGAGGCCCCGAGCCUGCUGACCAUGGAGGAGAUCCAGUCGGUGGAGGAGACGCAGAUCAAGGAGCGCAAGUGCCUCCUUCUCAAGAUCCGAGGUGGUAAACAGUUCGUCCUGCAGUGCGACAGUGACCCCGAGCUGGUGCAGUGGAAGAAGGAGCUGCGUGAGGCCUACCGCGAGGCGCAGCAGCUGGUGCAGCGGGUGCCCAAGAUGAAGAACAAGCCGCGCUCUCCCGUGGUGGAGCUGAGCAAGGUGCCGCUGAUCCAGCGUGGCAGCGCCAACGGCCUCUGACCCGCCCCACCCUUCCACCUGCCUUUUAUAAACCUCUAAUUUAUUUUGUCGAA